AUGGGUGCAGCUUAUGGCACUGCAAAAUCUGGAAUCGGUAUUGCAGGAGCAGCAACUUUUAAACCAGAACUUAUUAUGAAGACACUUUUACCAGUAAUUAUGUCAGGUAUCCUUGCAGUUUAUGGUCUUGUUAUGGCAGUCUUAAUAACUGGAUCUUCUCCACCCAAAAAGGAAGGCCGCAGAAGAAAGAAAGAAUAUAAAAAAAGUCAAGAGAUUAAGACGCUUUGGUGUCUUAUAUAUGGAGAUCCUCUCACAUCUGUCUUCCCAAUUGAUAUUGACACUAAUAAUGUCCAUUGGACAUUUAAAAGAAGUCAUUGA
Molecule: messenger RNA, 318 nt
Organism: Entrophospora sp. SA101
Lineage: Eukaryota; Fungi; Glomeromycota; Glomeromycetes; Entrophosporales; Entrophosporaceae
Source: the annotation of a GenBank genome assembly